This is a messenger RNA of Ruditapes philippinarum (Manila clam), 5510 nucleotides long. RefSeq names its product chitin synthase chs-2-like. Gene Ontology annotation, cellular component: cell septum; cell periphery. Gene Ontology annotation, molecular function: chitin synthase activity. NCBI's taxonomy places the organism in Eukaryota, Metazoa, Mollusca, Bivalvia, Venerida, Veneridae. The record is from RefSeq and is a predicted model, not a curated record.
AUGUCGUCUGCUAUUGGAAGCACUGCACGGGAUGAUGAUGGUGAGGCUAAUGAUAAUAUAAGGUCAUUAACACGUCACGUGUCAAUAGCUGACUUUAUAGAAAGGUACCGUGGUAUCUCAUUUUCUAAGAACAGUGUUGUUUCACCGACACACGAGAAUAUCGUGCAGGUUUUGACUGACGCUGGUCUGGGAGACGUACUUGUUAACGAGAGCGAGGUAAUUCUUCAACAUUGGCAAGAACUAUAUCUACAAGAGUUGGCCGAAGCAAUAGAUGAAAAUCGUCAGCCGGGCCUUCAUUGUGUGGAUAAUCCGCUUUAUAUAACUCAACAUGAUGUUCUGUGUACUGAAGAAUAUAACUGCUCCGGUUCCAAAUUGAAUGAAUCUCAAAUGUAUGACGAAGUACUUCCGAAUGUUAAUCAGAGUCAAACAGGCGCUUCAAAUUGGCAUUUAAAGCGCCAACAGGAAAUCAGGAACGAGGGAGAUCGCAGUCGUAGUACCAGAAAAACUCUAGAGCAAGAUCACGUGAGCCGCGCGUCAAACAAUCAGGAUUUAACAGUAAGUGAAAGUCCAUUCAAUAUGACGGCUGAUGAACAUAUACAUGCCGGAAAUGAGAGAGUUGGUGACGAAUGGAUGAAUGGUGAAGAAAUGAUCAUGACGUCAGCAAGAGGACAGGAACCAGGUGAACAAACAGACUCGGGAAGCAUGGUCUCUGAUUGGAUGGAACAUAAUGCGCAUUAUGCAAAUGUCACCGGAAAUGCCGACAAUAUGGAGCACACAUUAAUCGAUCAGGCAAAAUCAGACCAUGGAAGCAUUGCACUAGAUCCACGCUGGUGGGACCGGUUUCAGAUGAUGCCACGUGAGCAGGUGUCCAACAGCGCCACCUUUCAAACUGUGUUUAAAUUCUUUAAAGUCGUCUGCUAUAUUUUUAUUAUGAUUAUGGUUCUUACGUCAGCAGUCGUCAACAAAAUUUGUGUUCUUAUAAUGACGUCAAGCGUGACCAAGGACCCGUUAACAGAGUCUCAAUGGCCAGUGAAGACCAUGUUACUAAUCAGUAUUUGUUUCCCAUACUCCAUCUGGUUUCUGGUGUAUUCUGGGAAAUCUGUUUUUGGCAGUACAACAUGGCCGUCGCUGUCACUUUUGUCAUCGGUUCUCUUUAUUGAACUACUGCACACACUUGGUUUGAGUCUGCUUGUCUUUCGCGUGCUACCAAUGUUGGAUAUGCUCAGAGCCUUUAUCGUUCUCGGAAGUAUCUACACCGUGCCAGCAUUCCUCAAGACUAUCUUUGAAGGUAGAGACCCUAACACAGGCCUAGCAAGAAAGUGUUCAAUAUUUGUGCUGAAUUUUGGAGCGUUUCUUAUUCAAAUAGGAAGCAUUGUACUAUGUGAAAUGUUUCAAAUUUCAAUGUCGCCAUCCGAAAAAAUGGGUAUCCGAAAUGCGGUUUUACAAGAUGAUUUAUCAGUAAUUGUUCCACGACCGAAUUUAGGCAAGGGAUUUUUCAGAAACGAGGUUUUGUUUGAACUCCCUAUAGCUCUAGUAUUGAUAUCUGUGUCUUACUGGGAAAAUUACGUAGAAGGAGAGUUUUCUAUAUUUGGAAAGUCAAUGAAUUUCAAAAACUGGAAGAAACAUUUACAUCACGCUAGAGGACGCCUUUACAUAUUCGCUAGUAUUUGGAAAGCUUGUUGGGUAAUAGCAUUUGCAGUUCUGCUACAACCUGGAUUUAACUUUAACCUGAGCUAUACUAACCCAGCUCAACAAAAUGAUACGAUUUCCCCUCGUUCUGUCCGUGCAAUACAACACCAAGGUCAAAAUAUAUUUCGUGACACCAGAUUCACUCGACGUGAAGUUGACAGUGAUGCUCCUAAUGCUACAACAAUCAAGACACACGUAAUCAACUUUAUUUCGGAAACGACUUCCGCUUUGGUCACGACUGAAGCCUACACUGACGUCACUUCCCGGGCUCCAAAUGUCAACAAAUCAGAUCCUGAUCAAAACAUGUUCUAUUUUUCACCUGAAACAAUGCAACAUUUUGAAGAGUAUGGAGUCUUUUAUAUUCAGAUUAUAUCCAGUACGUUGUUAGCUUAUUUCGGGGGCACCGCGUGCAAGCUGUGCAUGCAAAUGAUAGGAUUUUCACUUCCGUUGUCAUUGACAACUCCAAUAAGUGUCGCUGUUGUCGUGUUACAAAACAUUUAUGAAUUUCUUCCGACUGGUUCCUUCGUUUGGAUUGGUGUCGAAAACGGAAGCAAUACGUGGAUUCUACACCUGGCUUGGUUGGGCGUUCUUUGGCUUUCUGAGCUUUAUAUUACGUCACAUAUUUGGUUUCCAGGCAACGGACGCAUGGAGAAAAUAGACAGAUUGUUUAUUACCCCAAUCCGAUGUAGUAUAUUUGCCGACCAAUCUCUAAUUCUACGGCGCCGACGUAAUGACCAUGACACGAGCUUAACUCCUGAUACUGAUGAAGAUUACUACGACCCGGAAAUUGAUCAGUAUAAAGCAGACGAUGUUGUGCCACAGAUCUACGCAUGCGCAACAAUGUGGCACGAGACACGGGCGGAAAUGACGAAUCUGCUUAAAUCGAUAUUUCGAAUGGACAUAGAUCACAGUGGGAGAUAUUUGGCACAGAAGUUUUACAAAAUCAGAGAUCCCGACUACUACGAGUUUGAAGCGCACAUAUUUUUUGACGAUGCGAUGGAGCUAUCGCACGAUGACCUUUUAGUACCAAACAUGUUUGUUGCUGAUUUACUGGAAUGUAUUGACGAUUCUCUAAGUUCAGUUCACGAGCGUCAGAUGUCCCUAGGUCCACCCAUUAGAACCCCUACACCUUACGGAGGCCGGCUGACGUGGCGACUUCCCGGUGGUACCCGGCUUAUUGCACACCUGAAAGACAAACAUAAAAUUAGACAUAAGAAACGAUGGUCCCAGGUGAUGUACAUGUACUAUCUCCUUGGAUACCGUAUCUUAGCACAGCCUGAAAAUUUGCUUACGAAGGACAUGAUCGAAGGCUUCAGGUCCGACGGAGAAUUGAAGAGGGUCCGGCUUACUGAAUCUCAACUUCGCCGGCGUCGGAAAGCUGCGCACUUCACUAGAAGUGUUAUUUUUAAUUACGUAACAGAUGAAGUCCAUAUUCAGGCGGAAAACACAUAUAUUUUGACUUUAGAUGGCGACGUGGACUUUCACCCUGAUGCCGUGCGUCUGUUAGUUGAUAGAUUAAAGACCAAUAAGAAAGUAGGAGCGGCUUGUGGACGUAUACAUCCCAUCGGCUCCGGCCCACUGCUGUGGUACCAACAGUUCGAGUACGCUAUCGGACAUUGGCUUCAGAAGGCAACGGAACACGUGUUCGGCUGUGUUAUGUGCGCACCUGGAUGUUUUAGCCUCUUUAGAGGUUCUGCUCUGAUGGACGAUAAUGUGGCUCGAACCUACGCCACCAGGGCCACAGAGGCCGGUCACUACGUGCAGUAUGAUCAAGGUGAAGACCGCUGGCUGAGUACUUUACUUUUACAACAAGGUUACCGUAUCGACUAUUGCGCAGCCUCCGACGCAUUGACGCAUGCGCCGGAAACCUUCUCUGAAUUCUUCAAUCAGCGGCGUCGCUGGGGCCCGAGCACACUUGCUAACAUUGUAGACCUUUUAGGUGGCUGGAAAGCAGCAAUCAGCAUCAACGACAACAUAAGCACGCUGUAUAUUCUGUAUCAAUUUUGUCUCAUGGUAUCCACAAUUCUUGGUCCAGCAACAAUCUUGUUAAUGUUGGCAGGAGCAUUUGUUGUCGUAUUUAAGUUGACCGUGAUAGAAUCCUACUGUUUAGCUUUGAUACCGGCAAUCUUCUUUAUUAUCGUCUGCAUCUACGCCAAACCAAGUACACAGAUGACGAUUGCAUCAAUUAUGAGUGCAGUGUAUGCAAUAUUAAUGACUGUAGUUUUAGUUGGAACUGUAGGCCAAGCUAUAGAAGGCGGUGUCACCAGUCCCAAUGUUGUGUUUUUGGUAAUGCUCGUGCUAAUAUUCUUUAUAUCCGCCAUCAUGCACCCGGAGGAAUUCUUCUGUGUCAUUCCAGGCGCUCUUUAUUUUAUAUGUCUUCCUACAGGCUACUUGCUUUUAACAAUGUACUACCUAUGUAAUAUGAACACGGUAUCAUGGGGAACGCGAGAGGUCCCAAAACGUAAAACAAAAGAGCAAAUUGCGGAAGAAAAACGUGUUGCGGAAGAAAAUCGCAAGAAAAGAGAAGAAAGGAAAAAGGGAAUCCUUGGCUGGAUGGGGUUGAAUUCAUUCUUCAAAGAUGUCGGGGAAGUCUUUAAGCAAUUAAGAACAGAAGCUUCUCAUUAUGAAAAAUCAAAAACAGAUGUUUUGCUAGAGGAGCUUAUCCACGAAAUACGUAGAAGUAGAGAAAACAAAGACAGUGACAAAUUAACGCCAAUGCGCAUGCCUGAAAUAAAACCGGAUACCGAACAGUGUAAUGAAGAGCCGAAUACAGAUCUGGUAACAGAAGAGACCAAACAAGAGGAGGAUGAGGCAAAGUCUGUAAAAAAUCAUGAAAACAGCAUACCUGUUUGGUUACAACGUGAAGAUGCCGACAAUCCUGGUUGGCUACAAUCUGCUAUAUGCGGGGAUGGUCCAAUUAAAAGCCUAAAUGAGAAGGAAUCUAUUUUCUGGAAGCAAAUUAUCAUGAAAUAUUUAUACCCACUGAAUGAAGACAAAAUUCACCAAGAAAAGGUUCAACAUGAUCUCAAGAAUUUAAGAAAUAACGUCGUGUUUGGAUUUUUCAUGACAAGUGCACUCUGGAUCGCAUUGUCAAUGCAGUUGCAAAUACUCCAGGAAGAUCUUAAAGAUACUUUAUUCUUUAAAAUUCCACGCUGGGAAAUUUCAGAUGAUCUUGCAUUUGAACCGCUUGGUCUAAUAUUCCUGGCAUUUUUCGCUACGAUACUGUGCGUACAGUUUUUGGGCAUGUUCAUUCAUCGAUGGGGUACAAUGCUACAUAUGCUAUCAAUCACGGAUAUAUCUUGCGGGAAAACGUUCACGGAGAAAGACAAAGUUCGGGAGAUAAUUAUGAAGUCGAUGGAGCUACAGAAAUUAUGUAAUAUUGAAAACGAGCCGACUCCUGACUAUGAAGAUUCGUUACCUGACUAUGAGCCAACGGAUGACGAAGAAUAUUACGAAUCUCAGUCUGUAGUGACAAGUGAUUCAGCUGAUGUUUCUACAUGGUCCAACAACCCGCCAGCUUAUGAAACCAUGUCAGCAGCCAUGAUGCAUCGGAAUGGUCGGCAAGAUAUCUUUAAUAGACGCGGGAACGCAAGUGGGGCGGCGCUGCGAAAAGCGUUCGAGAAGCGUUUUAGGAAUGAGAAACAGUUACACAGAAUGGACGCUGACGUGCCCAUCAAUAGCAGGAUGUAUAGCAUGGGUGAAAAUGAUGCAGCGUCAAUUGUAUAGCUAUACUACGUUGUGUUGAAAUUUCGUUUCUAAAUUCCGGACGCUAUAUAUAUAGAUAGUUAAAUUUGUUCAAAUAUUAAUACUUUACAAGGAAA